UUUUUCAUGUACGUCUAAAAUAAUAAUAUAAUGUGUCAGUUUUUUUUUGUUCUCUGAUUGUGACUUGAUAGAAAGAAAAAUACAUACUUAUUAUUAUGAAUGAGAUAAAUGAAAUUGAUGUCAAAAAUAAGAAUCGAAUAUUAUUGUAUAUUAAAUAGAGCUAUAAUUAAGUAAUAAGAAAGAGAGUACAGAUAUAUUAACGAAAAGAAUGAAUAGAAAGAAAAACAAAUUGCAUAUACGAGCCGAAAUAGAAAGCUGGCUCUUUUCUAAUGCUUUUGUAUUAUUCAUCAUUUAUUUUAGUUUUUUUUUCUACAUCAAUAAGCAACAAUAACGAACGAGUGCAUAUUAUGUGUAUUGUACGUAAAUAAAAAUGACAAAAUAAGAUAUUCUUUCUCAAUCUUUGUUCAAUAUUUUUCGAUUAAAAUAAAAACUCAAUAAUUAAUUUCAUCUUUUUAAGGUUUCGGCUUGUUUCUAUUACAAUCGUAAUGUAACAAUUUUGAAAAAAAAAUAUCGAAGAGGAGAAUAUAUUAAUAUUAGUCAACAUACAAAAAAAUAGAUAAAACAUUUGAGGCAUCUUCGAAAUCGUAGAAUCAGUAUUAACUAUGAUUGAAUUUACAUGGUUUCCUUUAUUCUAAAUUUAAAAAUAUAAUUACUAAUCAGUAAAUCUGUUGGGAUUCUUAUUAAUUAACAAGGUUUCAUAAAUAUAACCUUUUAAAUUUAUUCAAUAUUUUAGCCGGAUAUUUGUCCAUGUUCCGACUCAAUAGAUAUUUGUUUAUGCUGUAUUCCACUUAAUUUACUUUGUUGUUGUCUACCUUGUAGCCGUCCACCUCGUGAUCGAAUUAUUUACGUUCCUGCAGCUCAACCAAUGUAUCCAACUCAUGGUCAUGGUUAUAUCAUACGUGAACCUAUGUCACGUUAUUAA
Messenger RNA from Adineta steineri, 922 nucleotides. NCBI's taxonomy places the organism in Eukaryota, Metazoa, Rotifera, Eurotatoria, Adinetida, Adinetidae. The record is from the annotation of a GenBank genome assembly.